Aspergillus campestris IBT 28561 is the source of this 2630-nucleotide messenger RNA. Its product is annotated as transient receptor potential ion channel family protein. The transcript is spliced from 3 exons. The record is from RefSeq and is a predicted model, not a curated record. Gene Ontology annotation, biological process: transmembrane transport; fungal-type cell wall biogenesis. NCBI's taxonomy places the organism in Eukaryota, Fungi, Ascomycota, Eurotiomycetes, Eurotiales, Aspergillaceae. The coding region runs from base 59 to 2233 and encodes 724 amino acids.
CUUUUUUUCCCGCAUUCUUGUCAAUUGACAUCGAUAUCCGCCCAGUCUAACCGCCGACAUGCGGCUUGCCUAUCUUUCCCAACUCGGCCUGAUCGCCCUGGGCCUGCUGCCCACCACCUUGGCCGCCGAUACCCUGAGUACCGAUGGCGCCUCCACCUGCCUGACGGGCGCCCAGAUCCAGGUCCAAAAGUUGCACAUCACCUACUCCCGCUCCACCAGAGAAGUCGUCUUCGACGUGAGCGGCACCAAUGCAAAGGAACAGAAUGUCACCGCCGCCUUAUCCGUCACCGCGUACGGCAAGGAAGUCUACAACAAGGAAUUCGAUCCCUGCAGCGCCGACAACCACAUCGAUCAACUUUGCCCAGUUCCGUCGGGCACCUUUUCCGCCAGAGGGACCCAAGAGAUUCCCGAGGACUUCGCCAAACAGAUCCCGUCCAUCGCGUUCGCCAUCCCCGACCUGGACGGCCAAGCGAAACUCCAACUGAAAUCCAAAGACGGUGGCAAGGAGAUCGCCUGCAUCACCUCCGAACUGACCAACGGUAAAUCCAUGAAGAUCCCCGGCGUCUCCUACGCGGCCGCCGGCGUGGCCGGCGCGGCUCUGGCGUUGAGCGGGCUCUCCGCUCUGGGCACCGCCGGUCACCCGGGCGCGCACUCCACCAGUCCCGGCUUUGGCGAGGUCAUGGGGUGGUUCCAUACCAUGGCCACCAACGGCAUGCUCAGCGUCAGCUACCCCGCCGUCUACCGCAGUUUUUCCAAGAACUUCGCCUUCAGCACCGGCCUGAUCCCGUGGGGCCAGAUGCAACAGUCCAUCGACAACUUUCGCCAGACCACCGGCGGCAACCUGACCGGCAACAGCUACGAGUUCCUCCGCGACGCCAAACUCGUCUACUCGAACUCAUCCGACUCGGACUCGGGCACCAAGGCCAAGCGGGGGUGGACCCUGGUCGUCGGCGCCCUGGACUUGGCCACGCGCGAACUGUCCACCUCGGCGGAUUCGGACCCGUCGGCCGGAGAGGGGGGCGGCGACGGCGACACGGGGGGUCUGAAACACUUCGUCUCGGGCAUGGAGGCCUACGCGGAGCAGCUGACGAUCCCCGAGGCCAACACCUUCAUGACCGUCUUGGUGAUCUUUGCCAUUGUCAUUGCCGUGAUCACCGUGGGGAUUCUACUCUUCAAGGUCAUCCUGGAGGCGUGGGCGCUCUACGGCUCCUUCCCGCAGAAACUCACCGGGUUCCGCAAAGACUACUGGGGACUGUUGGGUCGUACCGUCACCAAUCUGAUUCUCGUCCUCUACGGGAUCUGGGUCCUCUACUGUGUCUACCAGCUGAGUAGCGGGGACUCCUGGGCGGCCAAAGUGCUGGCCGCGGUCACCCUCGCCAUCUUCACCGCCGUGCUGUGCUUCUUUGCCUGGAAGAUCACCUACCUGGCCCGCAAGUACAAGAAGUCGGAAGGCGAUGCGUCGAGCCUAUACGAAGAUCGGGAGACCUGGAAGAAGUACAGCCUCUUCUACGACAACUACAAGAAAGACUACUGGUGGCUGUUCGUCCCCGCCAUCGUGUACAUGUUUGCCAAGGGCUGCAUUAUCGCGGGGGGCAACGGCCACGGACUGGUUCAGUCGGUCGGGCAGCUGAUCGUGGAGGCGCUCAUGCUGACCCUCCUGCUGUGGCACCGGCCGUACGUCGCCAAGUCCACGCAGUGGAUCAACAUCAGCAUCCAGGUCGUGCGUGUCUUGUCGGUCGUUUGUGUCUUGGUGUUUGUCGAGGAGCUGGGACUGUCCCAGACCACCAAAACCGUCACGGGGAUCGUCUUGAUCGCCGUCCAAUCGGCGUUGACCGGUAUUCUGGCCAUCCUCAUCGCCACCAACGCCAUCAUUCUCUGCUGCCGCGAGAACCCCCACGCGAGGCGCAGAAAGGAAGCCGAGAAAAAUGGUCGGGACAUUGACGAUCUGACCCCUCUCGACGCGCGGGAGUCGCUGCUGAUGGAGAACCCACCCCGGAAGGAGUACGCCGAGAUGAGCCAUUUCAACUUUACGGGGCCGUACGCGCCCUACCGGGACCAGCACGAUUCGAAGUCGGGGCAUGAUCGCACGCGGAGCACCGAUCGACUGGUCGGACCGGACUACGCCAUGGAGACCCGCCACGCUCGAAACAUGAGUCGGGACAGUCGACAAUCGCGGGAGAGCUCUCCCGAUGGCCGCCCGGCCACGAAACCCGGCUACGGGUUUGCGUAUUAGACCACCAGGUCGACGGACGGUCACGAGGAAUGUAAAAAUACCCUAUUGGCAUGUCUGCCCUGUUUCUUGAUCUGUUUCUUUGAUCUGUUGGAGGCGUCCAGACAUUUGUCAAGCAUUUUAAAUAGCAUUAGCAUGUUUUCACUCUUUUUCUCCUUUUGACAGUAAUGAGCGGUGUCUUCCUUUCUGACAGUAUCCCGAGGGGCCGUGCCUUUCGUCCAGCAUAUAUCUGCAUUCAUCCUUAGCUCUAGCCUUAGCGAUAUCAUCUAAUCCUCUAUGGAUAGAGUAGCCCAUCUACAGCAUUCGUUUUGCUUUAGGGUCAUGAUCCGUAAUAUGCAUGUACCUAGGUAGGUUUCUACCAAGGCAUGCAAAAACCACCAUCUACCGAAUUACAAGCACG